Molecule: messenger RNA, 1870 nt
Organism: Arachis stenosperma
Lineage: Eukaryota; Viridiplantae; Streptophyta; Magnoliopsida; Fabales; Fabaceae
Product: calcium/calmodulin-regulated receptor-like kinase 2
Exons: 8
Coding region: 399-1673 (424 amino acids)
Biological process (GO): protein phosphorylation
Molecular function (GO): protein kinase activity; ATP binding
Source: RefSeq, a predicted model, not a curated record
CGCGUUUUCUCACUUACUAUCGUUUCUUUCUUGUACGCUCCUAACAACAUACAUAAGCCUCCAACUUAGACACCUUCCUUUUCCUUAAAGGUUCCAACAUCAUGUUGUGUUUUCAGUUUUUCAUGUUACAUAAUUUUCUACUAUUAUCUUCAACUCAGUUGGAUUGGUCUAUGAUGCAUGACAUCAUUGACUUUGCACCUUAAACUCGCCAAGACCAAUUACAACUACAAAGAAUUAAUCAACACAAGGUUCAAGUUCAUCUCAGGAUCAGAACAAACAACAAAAAUAACAAAAAAAAUCUCUUUUUUCUAUGAUGGGUCUCUGACUUCUGCUGAUUAAGUGAAGCUUUGAUCUUGUGCUAGUUUUCUGCAAGAUGAAAUUUUCAUAGAGAUCAUAGAAUGGUUAAGCAAGCUGAUUUAGUCAUCAUAUGUGUCACUGUUGGUGUGGCCCUUGGAGUUCUCAUAGCUUGCGCCACAUUCUUCGCCGCGAGAUGGUACAAGAAGCGCAUUCGACUCAUAAGAUCUGCAAAUGAUCCUGGUUCAACAACUCUUCCAAUAAGAACAAAUGGAUUAGGAGCAAGCACUGAAAUUAGUGCUUCUCUCACAAGUUCCAUAGCCAUUUCAGGAUCAGAUAAUCUACAAAGGAAGACAAAUUAUUUCGGUUGGUGGAAUCAUCAAACUAAGGAUCCAAUUUCCCCUGCUUCUGGAAUUCUGAAGUACUCUUACAAAGAAAUUCAAAAGGCCACAAAGAAUUUCACAAAUACAUUAGGAGAAGGAUCAUUUGGCACAGUUUAUAAAGCCACAAUGGCUACAGGAGAGGUGGUAGCUGUGAAGAUGCUUGCUCCCAACUCCAAACAAGGAGAGAAAGAGUUCCAGACAGAGGUACUUCUGCUAGGAAGACUGCAUCAUCGGAAUCUUGUGAACUUGUUAGGAUACUGUGUAGAUAAAGGACAGCGUAUGUUGGUUUAUGAAUUCAUGAGUAAUGGAAGUUUAUCAAACCUUUUAUAUGAUGAAGACAAGGAUCUAAGUUGGGAUGACAGGCUGCAGAUUGCUGUUGAUAUUUCACAUGGAAUUCAAUACCUUCAUGAAGGAGCAGUCCCACCAGUGAUACAUCGCGAUUUGAAAUCGGCCAACAUACUUCUAGAUCACUCCAUGAGAGCUAAGGUGGCUGAUUUUGGGCUAUCAAAGGAAGAGGUAUUUGAUGACCACAAAUCUGGCCUUAAAGGCACAUAUGGCUAUAUGGAUCCAGCAUACAUCUCCACAAGCAAGUUCACAAUGAAGAGUGACAUUUACAGUUUUGGUAUAAUAAUCUUUGAGCUCAUUACUGCCAUCCACCCCCAUCAAAAUUUGAUGGAAUACAUCAACCUUGCUGCAAUGGACUAUGACGGCAUAGAUGGUAUUAUUGAGACACAACUUGUGGGGAAAUGCAACCUUGAAGAAGUAAGGAAGCUGGCCAAAAUUGCUCACAAAUGUUUGCAUAAAUCACCUAGGAAAAGACCCUCUAUUGGUGAAAUAUCACAAGGUAUAAUGAUGAUUAAGCAAAGGCGCCUUGUGAAGGAAGACACCAUGUCAUUUGCAAGCAGUAACUACUCAAGAACUUUGAGUAGGAUAGAGGAUCAACAAGUUGAGUUAAGUAGGAUAGCCACCACCAUGAACCAAAGAGAAGGUAGAUGAAAUCAUAAUUGAGGUAGCACUUAGGUUCAGUAAUAGUUUUUAGGACUUCUGUAGCCCUGUCAUAACCAAAGUUGAUGGGGUGGUAUGGAAUUAAUGAAUCAACUACUACUAACUUGAAUACAUGGAAAAGAAUUUUCAAUUUUUAAUAUGUGCAGUAUUUUGUUGACAAUUUUAAUAUAAGGAGUAGAUUACCCCCA